UCGUAAUUUUCUCGACUGGAAAUUCUCUCUUUACCAGGAACAGUUAAUACUCUUGCGACUAGGUUAAAUUUAACUCAUUUUAAAAUCCCAUUAGGAUACUCUUUGAUGAUACCAGGGAAACUCUUUAGCAGGGAUAAAAUGCUUUAAUUAGUUCUCGUUAACCCUGCGAACAAAAAAAAAAAAAAAUCUUCCGAUUUGGCGUUGCAUGUCAGUCGGUCGGUAUGUCACGACUCUGCUUCUUUCAAUUGAUAUUUUAUGAAAUAAAAAUGCACUAACUCAUAGUUUAGUAGACGAAGUGCCGUCUAACGGCACAUUUGUUAGAAAUGGCAUCAAAAUCUUGUUAAUUUUUCUCCCCAAUUUUGGAUCAAAAUUCAAACUCGUAAAUACUAGGAACGUAUUUUGUUGUCUGUUCAAUUCAAUCAUACUGUAAUAACUGUACUCGUUAGGAAAUAUCUUUGAGCUCAAUUGUAUUCAAUACAUUUUCGUGGGAAAUAUUUCACUGGCUUCCUCUUCAUUUAAUUCUUGAUUUUGAAUGAGAUAAAAUUAAAAGUAAAAAAAAACAAACAAAGAUGAAAAACACAAAUUGAAAUAUUAUAUUGGGCAACGUUGGUGACUAGCAGUCGAAAAAUGUCUGUCAUCAAACGUGCUAGUCAGUUAUUUUUAAAUCGCAAAUAUUUUUCGUUUGUUUUGAAGAAAUUUAGUUCAGCAGUGCCUGAGAAACCCAUCGUUCUUGAAAGGGAAGGUGAAACAGCUUCUGUCAAAAUUGAUUCCAAGACUAUCGAGCACUUGGAGCGGCUCUCAUUGGUGGAUUUCGCCAAUCGUGAAGGCAUUCGUCGAUUAGAAGAAGCUAUUCAGUUCGCCAAUCAGAUACAUUCUGUAGAUACAUCGGCAGUGAAACCCUUGAUAAAUGUCCUAUACGAAGAGUACAUUCAAUCACUGAGAGAAGAUUGUGUGACUGAGGGUAAUAUCAGAGAAGAAAUCCUCUCCAAUGCUACUGUGACAGAAGAAGAGUAUUUCUAUGCCCCACCAGGCAACAUCCCUCUUCCAGACAAAGAUUGUUCCUACAAAAAUUGAAGACCA
Molecule: messenger RNA, 1080 nt
Organism: Daphnia pulicaria
Lineage: Eukaryota; Metazoa; Arthropoda; Branchiopoda; Diplostraca; Daphniidae
Gene: GatC
Product: glutamyl-tRNA(Gln) amidotransferase subunit C, mitochondrial-like
Exons: 1
Coding region: 628-1074 (148 amino acids)
Biological process (GO): glutaminyl-tRNAGln biosynthesis via transamidation; regulation of translational fidelity; mitochondrial translation
Cellular component (GO): glutamyl-tRNA(Gln) amidotransferase complex; mitochondrion
Molecular function (GO): glutaminyl-tRNA synthase (glutamine-hydrolyzing) activity
Source: RefSeq, a predicted model, not a curated record